AGAGAGAGAGAGAUGCUCCUACAUACAACGACGUGCACACUUUCUCGUUUGUGUCCUAGCCACUAUGGCUCGUACGUCUCAACUCUCUUAUUUAAUUCUUUAAAAAGUAUUAUAAAAUAUUAAAUUAUUUAAAUUUUUCUUGUGUGGUUUGUGUGUGUGUUACGUUGCAGGAUAAUUAAAAAUAUCGUCCAUUACUUAAGUGACUUAACAGUAAUGGUGCUUGCUGUUCUUUACUGAGUUCGCUACUUGUCCAAUCGCACUUUUAAGGACUUGCUGACAUCACGUUUCAGGUUCGCUGACAAGUCGGGUUUAAGAACGUGCAGAUAUGGAGGCUUCUAGAACAGUUUUGACAGAAACCCAGAUUCAAGAUUUAAAAGCAGCAUUUUCUAUGCUCGAUAAGAAUCAAGAUGGAAGAGUCAACGCUAGCGAAAUUAAAUCAAUGUUAGAUAAAUUAGGAAUCGUUUUGACAGAUGCAAUGAUACAACAUCUCAUUCAACAAGCGAGUAAACGAGGAGAUGGACUGAUUGACGAAGAAGAGUUUCUAGCUUGGAUGGCAAGACAAACUGUACACGAUGACGAUGUCAUGGAAGAUCUCUUGGCCGCAUUUCGGGUAUUUGACAAAGAUAGAAAUGGAUACAUCAGUAGGGAUGAACUUAAAACGGCGAUGGAUAUGAUUGGAGAACCAAUGUCAGAAGCGCAGUUAGAUGAUAUGUUAAAAGCGACAGACAUCGAUAAUGACGGACGGAUCAAUUAUGAAGAAUUCGUUCGAAUACUCUUAUAAAUCACUCAUAAUGUCAUCAGGGAUUGUUCUGUUGUUGGUGCAAGAUAAUGUAAUAUAUAACAGAACGGGAGUAGUGUAUAAGAAACUGGACUAAUACUACUCUCAAACUUGCUUCAUCGAUUAAACAAAUUAAUGAAUUUUUACACAAGAAGGGCUUCCUUAGGACUCCAUUAAAUAUGCAAAAUAAAAAUUUCCUUCAUAAAAGCUUCAUAAUAUCAUAAAGAGCAAAGAUAUGAUCUCUUUUUCUUUUUUUUUUUGUAUACAUUUUGUUUGAUGUUAACUUUUUAUUUUGUUUUUUCUGCUCCAGUAUUUUUUGCAAUGUCAGACUAUUCCGUCCAUAUAUUUUUUUUCCCUAAUGUUUUAGCGGAUAAAUCUGUACAUAGAGAUUAGAACUAUUUUAGAUUAGUAUAUUUACCCAAUUUAUAUAUCUGAUAAUGUUACCUGUGAUAUUUGGAAAUUUGGAAGCAGUCUGACGAUCUGUGAAUUUAAAAAAAA
Centruroides sculpturatus (bark scorpion) is the source of this 1276-nucleotide messenger RNA. Its product is annotated as calcium-binding protein E63-1-like. Bases 326 to 781 code for a protein of 151 amino acids. Gene Ontology annotation, molecular function: enzyme regulator activity; calcium ion binding. NCBI's taxonomy places the organism in Eukaryota, Metazoa, Arthropoda, Arachnida, Scorpiones, Buthidae. The transcript has 7 exons. The record is from RefSeq and is a predicted model, not a curated record.